AAGUUUUUGUGGACACCUGAUGUAACUGUGAUAAGUGUGAAGGAGAGAGCUUGCGUAUUUGUGUAAGAUGACGCUGUUUUCCUCUUCCUCAUCUCAUUUUCUACUAUAUGUAGCCAUCCAUGAUGUGGCUGUCCCAAGACCAGAGGGAGAAGGAGGAGAGUUGGUUGUCAUGUCAACAGCGAUGCGAGUCACUGCAGGAGCAGCUGUUGGCAUGGCAACAGAAAGACGAGGAGGUGACCCGGAGAAUGGAACGAGCAGAGGAUGAGAUGAAGGACCUGAGAGCAGCCCGAACCACUUUGCAGGAGGAUGUGGGAGAACUGGAGAGAUUGGAGGAUACCUUCAGAAUAAGGCUAAAGACUGCACAGGAGCAGAGGUCAAAGAUUCCUGCUCUGGUGCGUUCAGCCACACAUGAGCUUCAUGAGGAGUUGGCAGAGCUGCAGAAGUGCAUUAAACAGCAGAACAAGGAAACACAGAAUAUCCGCGAGAGCGCCUCCCAGAGGGAGCAGCAGUUACUGCAUGAUUGGAGUACAGGAGAGGCACAGCUCCAGUCUGCCCUGCAGGAUCUGCAGCAGAGGACACAGGAGCUGAACCAGGCUCAGAGAAACAUGCAGCUGCUCAGAAAACAGAGACACACACUAGAAGAAAAGAAGUCUCUUAUUGAAGAAACAGUAAUGCGUGAGUGUGAGGAGAGGGAAGAACUGAACUCAGCACUGACUCUGGCCAGAGAACAGCUGCUGGAACUCAAACAGUCCACCACAAAAGCAUGCAACACCCAAACCCACACCCCACUGUCCAGAUCUACAGCCAUGUGCCCUGACCUUUCCAACCCCAAGCUCAGUACUCACACAUGCAAUCGUGGCAGCCUGUCCACUCAGGGCAGCAGACAUAAGUGUUUGGCUGAGUGACAUUAUAACAGUGUGGGAAGAAAUGUGGCAUUCUGGCAUGGAACAGCACGGUCUGCACCCACUCUGCCCCACUAUUCCUUCAGAGAACGAGUCAUGCAAAAGCAUCACCAUGCUGAUUGACAUUGGUCUCUUUGUACACAAGGUCUUUCCAUACUCUCUAUUUCCAUCUCUCCUCUGAUUAUGAAUUAGCAGGAGAGCACGUGUGGUGUCGAAGUCAUUUCCUUACUCGGCAAAGUGGCACAAAUGGAAAGAUUUUUACAGUCUGGCAUUACCUCCUCCUUUUAUCUCUUUCUUUCUUUCUUCUUUUUUCCUUCAGUGUUUUGGGAAGAAAAAAACUUAUUUAAUGAAUUGUGUUUAAUCAAAUUUAGUCUUGCAUUGUUUUGACUGACUUUGAUCGGCAGAAUUGUUUUAUUUGUAUUGACAAUUUCUCAAACUAUGACCCUGUUUCCAUCUGGUAUUAAAAUGUGGUCAGGUGAAACACAUCCUUGUUUACACCUAGUCACUUAAAUGCGUCUCCUGUGACCACCUGAGAUCGGAUUUGGAUCUGCUACAUGACGACAUACAUCAAUAACUUUGUCAUGAACAAGUUUGUUCAUUCUCACCUCCUGUUAUUACUUCAUGAAUUUAGCACAUGCUCCCUUUCAGAUGCGCUCUUGACCCAGAGGCUUUUAUCCUUGACUAAGCUGUGUGCCUACGAUCUCCUUCCACACUUCCUGCCAAUGUGACCCCUCCAUCUCUUCCUCUGUGCUUUGAAGUGGGAAAGUCUUUCAAGUAGUGCCAAACAGAGUAUCCCUUCUCUUAGUUCUUGUGUGAACUCUGCACAACAACAGCACAGAAGCCAGGAAGACAUUUUUCCAUGCAUUGAGCCUUCAUUUAUGGUAGAAAUAACAACUUUUCUGUCUGGCCUGGUCAGAGAUGAAAAGGCUCCUUUACUGUCUCCUCAUAAUGAAAAAGAGUUGCUCUUUGUGUUUUUUAAGCUUAGGAAAUGCUAACGCAUGUGGAUCUUAUUAAUCAUCUCAUCCAAAUGAUUCAAUUGUCCAAUUUGUCAAACAUGUAAAUUCUCAUCCUUGUGGUAGCUUUACUCCCCAUUUUGUAGCUUGCUAGCAAAUUACUUUUUAAAAGCAUACAAAGGCAUAAAAUGUAAUGUUUGAGGUAUGACAGUGAAUUUUUUGUUCUAGAACAAAGUAGAAAAGGGUCUUCAAGUAAUGUUAACUGCAGACCUUAUUUUACGCAUAAAUCAGAAACUGUUGUUCUAAUAACGCAUAGUGAAUUAGCCUUCUGGGUUGGCAUACAAAUUGCCUAAAGCGGCUGCAAAACAAACCAAUAAGUGAUUGGUGGUCAGAACUUAAAAAACAAAAAAAACAAUCACUGUCAUAAAAGUAAUCCAUAUGACAGCAGUGGUUAAAUCCAUGUCAUCAGAAGCGAUAAGAUAUGUGUGGGUGAGGAA
Xyrauchen texanus (razorback sucker) is the source of this 2352-nucleotide messenger RNA. RefSeq names its product E3 ubiquitin-protein ligase TRAIP-like. The transcript has 5 exons. The coding region runs from base 120 to 905 and encodes 261 amino acids. The record is from RefSeq and is a predicted model, not a curated record. Lineage: Eukaryota; Metazoa; Chordata; Actinopteri; Cypriniformes; Catostomidae.